GGAGGAGGAGGAGGAGGCAGGUAACUCAUGUGAGACACAGGUGAGGAUUCUCUCCAGCGCCCUGCACUCGUCUCUGAGCAGUAGGAAAGCUGCAGCUCAUCAUGGUGUAGUAUGGUUCUGACAUACGGACUCUAUUCUGGAGGCCCAAAAUGCUUUGGAUGCUCUGUGUCUGGUUAGUGGCUCUGUUUUCCACCUUCGCCAGAGGACACAACUCACUGGAUGCAGGAUACACCCUCUCACCAUCAGGGUACCAUGUGUGUCCCGGGAUCGAGAUCGUUCCCAUGACUACCAUGAUCUCCUAUAAGAGCGCUUACACCCAGAUGGUGCCGUGUGGCGGGUGGCUGCCAUGGAAAAUGUGUAACGUCACACAGUACAGCACCGUGUACCAGACUCAGGUCAUCAACACGGAGAAACAGGUGAUGAAGUGCUGCGAAGGCUACGAGCAAGUGGGCAGUUACUGCGCUCUGGCCCUUAACAGGAGUUCAGAGUUCACGGCUAAACCUGGGGUUUGUCCUGUGCAUCCUGUCUCGGGAUCGGGUUCACAGUGUCACUGCGACAUGGACUGUCCCGGCUGGCAGAAAUGCUGCCGGACAGAAACCCAGUCGCUCUGUGUGGAGCCUCAGACACAUGUGAACAUGAGCUCAUGGCUGAACGUGACAGUAACGGUGAAAGCAGCGUUCAGUUUGGUGAACACGAGCAGUGGACUUGUCAACCACACACGUCUGCUGCAUUCUGUGGUCACAGGAGCUCUGAGCCCUCUGCAGUUCUCAGUGUAUCACACACACUCGUGGUCUUCAGGAUGGUUCAGCACGUCCUCAUGUCUGCUGCUCGGCUCGUCUCAGCUCCUGUCCUUAACCUACAUCUCUGACACACUUCUGCUCCUGCUGGAGAACAUAGAGGAGGUGACGGCCGUGGAUGUCAGGGAUGUGGAUGAGUGUGCCACACCCGUGCUGAGGGACUGCUCUCCCCUGGCCUACUGCAGUAAUACUCUGGGCUCCUAUAACUGUGUGUGUGCUGCUGGAUCCACUGAUCUUCAGCCCAGCAGGCCGGGAACACAGUGCAUGAAUACAUCCUCCUCCUCCUCCUCUUCCUCCUCCUCCUCUUCCUCCUCCAGUUCAGGCUCCUCGGAUUGGAGCGUAAUCAGCUUUGGGCCACUGAGGAAACCUCCUCGGCAAAUUAUCUCCACUACUUUGUCCACUACUACAUCCAGUACACCGCCUACUACAUCCUCCACCACUAUCUUCAACACUUCCUUCACUUAUCCACCUCCUGUCACUCCAUGCAGCUCUAAUUCCAGCUUGAUUCCUGGGCUCAGUGUUCCUGAGAUAGCCAACCUCUGGGCCAAACACGUCACAAGCUCCUCCUUCACCCUGUUGUGGGACGUUCCCUCUCAGACCAACUUCACGUCAAGCCUCGUCCUCUUCCACGGGACUCAUCAGCUGGGCACCUGGGUAACGACUUUCUCCAAUUGGACAUGGACCGACCUUCAGCCUGGGGUUCUGUACACUGCUCAAGUGGCCCUGUGUAUGUGUGGUUACUGUGGAAACGCCACCGAGCUGAAGGUAAAGACAGAUGCACAGACUCUAGAAGCGGUUGUGCGAAUAACCAAUAUAAACUUCAUUGAGGCUCUGUGGAACCCGAACAGUGAAGAGUACAAGAUGUUUACUGAAAAAGUCAGGAAUGAGACUCUUCAUUCUCUUCCUCUCUGGAUCCUGGACUUGGUUCUCUCUGGGAACGUGUUAGUGUUAAUCACUAAUCUGUCUCCAGGCAGCGUCGUGGUCACGUUUCACCUCAUGUUCCUUCCAAACAGCACGCAGGACAUCUACAGCAUCGCCAAUAAUAUGAUGGAGUCCCUGCAGAAGAGCACGCAGUUCUCCAUUGACCCAAACUACACCAGGAUCAUAGAUGUGAAUGAGUGCGCUCUGGGCGAGGUGGACUGUUCCCCGUGGGCCGACUGUGUGGACAGGUUCGGUUCGUACACCUGUAUGUGUCACUAUGGUUACACUGAUGCAAACCCCGUGAGGCCGGGACGCACCUGCCAAGCCAACAGCAUGACGACUUCCACUUCUUCUCCAAACACCACAAGUCCAUCUACAGAGGUCACCUCUACAACACUCACUAUGAGCUCUCUCAGCGAAAACACAACACCCUCUUCAUCAUCAUCUACCUCCACAAACUCCAUACCUGUAACACAAGGCAUCAAUAUAACGGUCAGUUCAUCAACAGCAGAGCCAUCUGUUAACCAGACCACCGAAUUAACAACCACACCAUCCACCUCAUCUUCUUCUACACCACCAUCCUCCACUUCCAUCACCCAAACCACUGAAGCGACAGACUUCUCCUCCACGCCACUCAUCUCUCACGUGGAGUCCAUCACGGUGGAGUGCGGUCCCGGGUUCAUGGUCGUAUCCGUGUCACGAUCUUUCCUGGAGCUGAAGCACAUCUCCGAGUCGUCGCUGUACCUGGGCGUGCCCAGCUGUAACCUGACUGAGGGGAACGUCACCCACGUCAGGCUCUUCGUGGCCUGGGGAACAUGUGGAACUCAACUGCGGAAUAACAGCCAGAACAGCACAGUGCAGGUGAUUCUCUAUAACACAGACGCUCGGCUCCAGGUUCCUGUCAUCUGCACUUACAUCAACAAUUUCAUCAUCUCCACAGGAUACAGUUCCUCCGGGUACGAUAUGAUCAACAAUGUGGUGGAGGGAUCUGUGAUGUACCACGUGACGGUGCGAUUGUUGAACGGGACGUACCCUCUGCCUGAGAACUACACCCUGUCCCCUGAAGAUGAGGUCAUCAUCGAGGUGGGGCUGAGCUCCAACAUGUCACAGAUUAAAGUGGUCAUUAAUAAAUGCUGGGCCAAUCCCAGCAACAACCCGACCGAGCAGCCCAACAACGUUUUCCUCGAAAACAGUUGUCCCGUCCCGAACAAAUACACCACGGUGGUGGAGAACGGUGAAUCCACUCGCUCUCUGCUGGCUGUAAAUCUUUUCCAGCUGGUGGAUUUUGAUGUUAUUUACCUGCACUGUCAGAUUCAGAUCUGCAUCGAGACGUCCACAGCCACGUGUCGCCCUGAUUGUAACGCGGUUCCCCGGCUGGCGAGAACCUCCAGAGGUGCUAACGUGAUCGGGAUGGCCAAAGCCUCGUGCGGUCCUCUACUGAAGUCACAUCUGGAAGUCACCCUGCAGGACGCAGUGUGGAACAUGCGCACUCUCGGCUUCAUCCUCUUGGCGUUGGGAGUGUGUGUGUUGGCGCUCGGAGCCGUGGUUGUGGUUAUGUUCUGCAAACGCAGGAUGGGAAACUACAACUUCCAGUUCAAAUCACAUGAGGAGAACUUCACCUACCACGUCUUCAACACCUGAACACGUGAACACGUGAACACGUGAACACCUUCAGUCCUGCACUCGCACCAUCACUGUCCUUCCUUUACUCUGCUUAUAACAAUACUGAACAAGCUGUAGCAUGCUGCUGUGUGUUAGUCCAGGCGAAUAUUACCAUUACUAUUGCUGAGCAAUAUUUACAUCCUCAUCCUCAUCAUCAUCAUCAUCAUCCUCAUCAUCAUCAUCAUCAUAUACAACAUGCUUUCUCUUUCACUGGUGUCGAUUUUAAUUCAUCUGUUUUUUCCUUCUAAUUUAAUCUCUCUGUAUUUUAAUCUCUUUUUAAUCUCGUCAGCUUUCCUCUGAAUCAUGUAUAAUUCCUCUGCUGCAUUACUAAAUAAAUUUACAGUGUAAAUCUAUAACCUUAUAAUGUUUUUAAAAACAAAGUGAUAUAUGAAAACAAUUUACAAUUUAUUAUGAUUAUUAGCAUCAUUACUAUAAUAUCAUUAUAUUUUGUAUACUUAUUGUUCAGAGUUGAAUAGUGUACUGUACAAUUCA
Molecule: messenger RNA, 3872 nt
Organism: Pangasianodon hypophthalmus (striped catfish)
Lineage: Eukaryota; Metazoa; Chordata; Actinopteri; Siluriformes; Pangasiidae
Gene: umodl1
Product: uromodulin-like 1
Exons: 17
Coding region: 150-3359 (1069 amino acids)
Cellular component (GO): cell surface; extracellular region
Molecular function (GO): peptidase inhibitor activity; calcium ion binding; protein binding
Source: RefSeq, a predicted model, not a curated record